UAUUUUAAAAGAAAAUAUAUAAGAUAAUUCAUUUAUUUUACUAAUUUCUAUUUAUCAGAACAAAAUCUUUUUAUAAGGAUAGACUAUAAACGAUAAUUCUUUAAAAUGGAUUAGUAGACUAUUCAUAAAAAUAAAAGAAGCAUUGCUUAUAUUAACUCUGUAAAUAAGUGGUGGGGAGCAGAUAUUAUAUAUGAUAGUUUUGGUUUGAAUUCUAAUUAUGAUAUAAUUAUUUUAUCAUUUUGGUUAUCUUAAUAAGGGGCAUUUGAUGCUGUAAAAUUAUAUGAGACUAUUUACUAGAAUUUAGGCACAGAGUAAUUUGGGUGCAGUAAUUCUGAAGUUUAAAAGAACAUUUUAGAUUUAUUUCAUUAGAAACAGAAGAAGUUAUUUAUUGCUGCAUUUGGAGGUACUGAUUUCCCUACUUCAUAAAACCCUCUAGAUGUAGCUAAUAAGCUAUCUGAUUGGAUUAAAAGCAAUCCUUACAUAGAUGGAGUUGAUAUUGAUUAUGAAGAUAAUGAAGCUAUCUUAAAUGGGACAGGAGUUUAAUGGUUGAUUGCAUUUUAAUAAUAGAUAAGAUUUAGAUUAGGAAACAAAUACAUAAUUACUCAUGCUCCAUAAGCUCCAUAUUUUUCUAAAUAGUACUACUAAGGAGGAGGUUAUUAUAAUCUGCAUAAAUAAGUAGGGAAUUCAAUAGAUUGGUAUAACAUUUAGUUCUACAAUUAAGGUGACUCAAAUACUUAUGAUUCUUUUGAAAAAUUAUUUGUUUGCAGUGGACCGCCUUUUUUAGAAACAUCUUACAGGGAAAUCAUUUAGAUUAAUUAAAUUCCAAUUGAGAAAUUAGUUUUAGGAAAGCCAGCUACAAAAUAAGAUGUUUAUAACACUGGAUAUGUAAAUCCAUAUGAUCUUGGGAAAAUUAUUAGAUAUGCUGAGAUAAAUCUACAAUUUUAAGUCCCUGCUUUUUUUAUUUGGCAACUGAAAAGCGAUAGCUAAGGCAUUUUUAUAAAUUCUUUCUUUGAAGGAUAUAACAAUAUCAUAAAAAACGAUAGUCAAAAUAGUAUUUAAUAGUACAAUACUAAUAAUCAAGAUAGAAGCUAUUAACAACAAAUCUAUUAAAAUUUAACAAAUCCUAAUUCAAAUAAAAACAUAAUUGCUCUUUAAACUAAUUAGUUUAAUAAUCAGUCAAACCUAUGUAAACUAAACAAUUAAACUGUUUUUUGUGAUUUACACACUUAAAAUAAAAUAUUAUCCAAGAUAGCUUAUAUAUCUUAAAUGAAAUCAUGGUGGGGACCAACCGUAAUUGACUCUUUCGGAGGGAAUUCUCUUUAUGAUAUAUUAAUCAUGAAUGUUUGGGUUUCAAGUGGAUAGGGUUUAGAUGUUCUACAUGCUUAUUAGAAUAUUUACAAUUAUUUAGGAACCAAUUAGUUUGGUUCAAAUAAUUAAUAAGUACAACAAUAUUUAAAAUAAAUUUUCUCAAAAAAUUCAAAAAAGCUUCUUAUUAGAUUAUUUGGUAGUUCUGAAUUUCCAACAAGUAAAAACCCCUCAACUGUAGCUCUUAGUUUAGUGUAGUAUUUAAAUUUUUUACCAUUCAUAGAUGGGGUUUGCAUAGACUAUGAAGAUGAGCAUGGAAUAGGAACAGGAAAAGGAGCCACUUGGCUUAUUGAUUUUACAAAAACUCUAAAAUAAAAUCUAACUAAUAGGAACUUGAUCAUCAUUUAUGAAGCAUAAGCCUCUUAUUUUUCUAGGUAAAGUUAUCCUUAAGGAGGAUACUGGCUAAUAAACUCAUAAAUAGGGAACUUAAUUGAUUUUUAUGAUAUUUAAUUUAAAAUCUAAGAAAUGUUAAAUGAUCAUUAAUGUGGUUAGCUUAAUUAGUUAUCUAUUUAUAAAGAAAUCAUUUAAGAUUGCAAAAUUCCACAAAAUAAAAUUAUUUUCAAGUCUAAUAGUUAAAGUGCAGGAUAAAUUAAUCCUGUCUAACUAGGAAAUUAAUUUAAAAAAACUUAAAAAGAAUAAUAACAAUAAAUUAUUUUUGGAUACUCUGUAAAUUAAUAUUAAAAUGAUUCAAGCUGUCCUUUUUUGACUUAAUUUUUGAUAGGAUAUAAUUAAUGA
Tetrahymena thermophila SB210 is the source of this 2100-nucleotide messenger RNA. RefSeq names its product chitinase-like protein cluster protein. The record is from RefSeq and is a predicted model, not a curated record. NCBI's taxonomy places the organism in Eukaryota, Ciliophora, Oligohymenophorea, Hymenostomatida, Tetrahymenidae. Gene Ontology annotation, biological process: carbohydrate metabolic process. Gene Ontology annotation, molecular function: hydrolase activity, hydrolyzing O-glycosyl compounds. The transcript has a single exon.